Molecule: messenger RNA, 4024 nt
Organism: Periophthalmus magnuspinnatus
Lineage: Eukaryota; Metazoa; Chordata; Actinopteri; Gobiiformes; Gobiidae
Gene: ptpn11b
Product: protein tyrosine phosphatase non-receptor type 11b
Exons: 16
Coding region: 196-1971 (591 amino acids)
Biological process (GO): protein dephosphorylation
Molecular function (GO): protein tyrosine phosphatase activity
Source: RefSeq, a predicted model, not a curated record
GUUCAAAUAGAAGGAGGAAGGGAAGGAGGCUGAUAGUGCAGUAUCAGGCUGGCUCACACUCGCCCAAAUCCCAGAUUAAAGGCCCCCGCCCCCGCUACACUCGCUCUGUCUAACCCAGUAACACACACGGCAGCCUCUUUCACUUGUGGAGCAGACUGGAUUACUGAGGCACUGUCGGAGCAGGUUGUCCCCACAAUGGUGAGGUGGUUCCACCCAAACAUCACAGGACUGGAGGCGGAGCAGCUCCUGUUGACUCGGGGUGUCCACGGCAGUUUCCUGGCCCGACCCAGCAAGAGCAACCCGGGAGACUUCACCCUCUCUGUCAGGCGGGACGAUGAGGUGACCCACAUCAAGAUCCAGAACUCGGGGGACUACUAUGACCUGUACGGGGGUGAGAAGUUUGCCACGCUGGCCGAGCUGGUGCAGUAUUACACCGAGCAACAGGAUCUGCUCCGGGAGAGGAACGGACAUGUCAUCGAGCUCAAGUACCCGCUCAACUGCAAAGACCCCACUUCAGAGAGAUGGUACCAUGGGCAUUUGUCGGGCCGCGAUGCAGAGAAACUCCUCACAGAAAAAGGCAAAGCAGGCAGUUUCCUGGUCCGGGAGAGUCAGAGUAAACCGGGAGACUUUGUGCUGUCAGUGCUCACCAAUGAAGAAAAGCAUGACAACGAUCGCAAGACCAAAGUUACGCAUGUUAUGAUACGCUACCAGGACGGUAAAUACGACGUAGGCGGAGGAGAGAGGUUUGACACGCUGGCAGACCUGGUGGACCACUACAAGAAGAACCCUAUGGUGGAGAAGAGUGGGAUUGUGGUGCACUUAAAACAGCCAUUUAAUGCUACCAGAAUAAACGCAGCCAACAUAGAGAACCGGGUACGAGAGCUCAACAAAGUCGCUGACAACUCUGAGAAACCCAAGCAAGGAUUCUGGGAGGAGUUUGAGGUACUACAGCAACAGGAGUGUAAACUGUUAUAUCCCCGGAAAGAAGGCCAGAAGGCAGAGAACAAGAGCAAAAACCGCUACAAGAAUAUCCUCCCCUUUGAUACGACGCGUGUUGAAAUCCGAGAAAAUGAUCCAGACAUUCUUGGGUCCGACUAUAUUAACGCCAAUUAUAUCCAAGGUUUCCAUGAAGAUGGGCGUCAUGGAGAUGAGAGUAAAGUCUUCAUAGCCACACAGGGCUGUCUCCAGAACACUGUGUUGGACUUCUGGAAGAUGGUCUAUCAGGAAAACACACGGGUCAUUGUCAUGACAACCAAAGAGAUGGAGAGAGGACGGAACAAGUGUGUGCGGUACUGGCCCGAUCUCCACGGGACAAAAGAGUACAGCAGGAUCGUGGUGAGGAAUGUGGAUGAGAGACCAGCCCAGGACUACAUUCUGAGGAAGCUGGAGGUCACACGGUUGGACCGGAAGGAGCCACUGAGGUACAUUUGGCACUACCAGUACUUGACGUGGCCGGACCACGGUGUUCCAAAUGAGCCUGGGGGGGUCCUGUGGUUCUUGGAGGAGGUCAAUCGCACUCAGAGCACCAUGCCCACUGCAGGGCCCAUCGUGGUGCACUGCAGUGCUGGCAUUGGUCGUACAGGCACCAUUAUUGUCAUUGACAUCCUCAUUGACAUUAUUAACCGCCAAGGACUGGACUGUGACAUUGACAUCCCAAAGACGAUCCAGUGGGUGCGACAGCAGAGGUCCGGCAUGGUCCAAACCGAAGCCCAGUACAAGUUUAUCUACAUGGCAGUGCAGCAGUACAUUGACACAGCACAGAAGAGGCUGGAGGAGGAGCAGAGGAGUAAGAUGAAGGAGAGAGAGUAUUCCAACAUCAAAUAUGGCCACAUGACAAACUCCAGGUCCAAAAGCAACAUGGCCUCCUCACGAUCAUCUUCUGUAUUGACAAAUGAUGACACAUCCAGUGUGUACGAGAACAUCAACUUUAAAACUCCUCAGACUUCUUUCAGCAGUAACACCAGGAGGUAGAACUAGGAUGGCGUAGGUCAUGUUGUACUUCUCUAGGUUUUACUGGGUGGUUCCUUGGAUGGGCCCUGUGUCAGCUCUCCAGGUCUGGUCCAGGAGUAGCAGGAAUUGGCCGUGCUCCUGACUGUACUGCAGUGGACAUUGGACAGGGCUCUCCCGCACACUGCUCCAUGUCCCUCCUCAGGCCUCUCUUCUGCCUCAUAAAAGUGCCUUGUCCCGGAACAUUCACUGUGGAGCCUGAGCUGACUGGAGAGGUCAGGACUAAGCUAUCUGCCCCUCUUCUCAGCACUGUGUCUGGACUUGAACCUGGACAUUUGGAUGUAUGUGUUCAACUGUGGAGUGUAAUAGCAACCUCCAGGACUAAAGCCAUUCUUUCACCAAACUUAUGAUUGAAGUGAAAGAGUCAUCAUGCUGUAUCCAGAGGGCAUUUGAGCAUUGCUUUCAGAUGGUCACCUAAAAACUUGUAUUUUGGUUUGUAUUAUUUUGUCCAUUGUUAUAUUUUUGUGGUUGAAUUUGAUGGGAUGUGUUUGAAAAUGUAGUAAACACAACGACGGGGAGCAUGUUUCAGUGCCAGUUUCCAUUAGUGAUUUGAUUUGUGUGGUUAAUUGUUUGUUGUUUUACAGUAUAAAAGGACACAUUGGUAGUUUGUGUAACCUUAGCCACAAAAGAAAAAACUCUCAGCACAUUUGCUCUGAAUUGUAGCAACAUGAGCCACAUAAGAAUCCACAAAAAAAAUAAAAUAAAUAAAUAAAUUGCAGCAUUAAUAGAAGGAACCCACUACCAACAGUAAUUCACAACCAUUGGAAAGUCAUUUAACUGAAUUUGACUGCACCCAUGUGCCAUAAACAGCUGUAUCGUAACACUUUGAUAUUUAAAGCUGUGCAGUGUAGUAUGCUGUAAUUCCUGAAUGGGACUGUGUCAAGUGUGUAGUGAUCCGAGGCUUGUCUCUCUGAUUAUCAGCCGGUCUGAAGCACUUGGACAUCUGUCCGAGAUGGUCAAAGGAAACGAGGGACACUGCACGAUUACUGUGAGCCAGAUGGCCGUGUGCCCAGAUUGAAGAAUAGAUUUGUCUCCAAAAAGUAAUUUAGAAGAUGGCCAUAAUCCAGGCUGGAUGAUGCCGUGGAGAGUAGGCCACGUCACUGAUGUGAUAAGGAGCCUGGAGCUGAGCCCCGGGCUCACACAGACUGUAGGUUAUUUAUAGUGUCAGCUCUGAAACAUCCACACAUGUAAAUGUGUGAACCAUUUCUAUUGAGAUCCUACAAGUUUUCACAAACGGUAACUGCCACCUAUUUGUGAUAUUCUGUACAUCUGAUCUCAAGAGUAAUGUAAUCCAACAUAGAGGUGUUUCAUUAAGACCCAGCUGCUAAAUCUAUGUGAAUAUCUGUUAUUACAGCCAAACCACAUGAAUGAACCACCCGUACUGUCUGCUCUAAAGUGUUUUGUGAAAUAAAAGCUCUUAAACAUGCCUGUCCUGAUAAGAUGAAUGCUGUACAUUGUACAAAUAAUAGUAUCACCACCACUGUGCUGCACAAUUUACAAAUAAAUGAACUAUAUUUAGUGUGUGCAUGAACUAUUACAUUUUUUGGUAUGAAAAUGGAUGAGCCUCAGAGCUUUGAGGAAUAUAACAUAAAACUUUUCUUUUUCGCUUGCACCUCCCGCUGCUCCCUCUGUUAUCAAAGACCGUUAUCGUGUUAUUUUGGAGUUUUCUGAAAAGGACUUUGCUGCUGGCUGUAGCUGUGUGCUGAAUCCUGCUGUUUCCUCUCUGACUGGGAUUUGUGCGAUGAAUGAGUGCUUGUUUAUUGUUUUAGAGUGUAUUGUAAUACUUCGUGUUGUGUUGUGGUAAAACAUCGAUACUUGAAAACUGCACUCUGCCUGGCCUCAGGUUGUGUGGAUGUGGACUGACUGUGAGAAUGUCAUGCUGCCCUAUAGACCUGUGUGUAUUUGUAGUCAGGGCUGGACUACAGGCAAAAGAAAAUGCUGUGUUUUAUCUGUAAGGACUUUCAUUUGGUGAGCAAUUAUACUGACUUGCCAAACCCCAAUAAAAAGCUAUUGCAAC